AUGAUCAAAGGUUUAAUAAAAAGCAUUAAAAAAUACCCCAAAACUUCAAUUUUCCUUGCUGGUACUUUCACCUAUAUUGGAAACCACUAUCAAACUAAAUACAAUGAUAAUCUUCUCCGUCGUCGAUUAUGCAGUCAGCUGAAGGAACUUGGGAUGAAGCCUUUAAAAGAAAAGCAAGGUCUACAUCGAGUCACUGUCUUUCUAAAUCCAUUUGCUCAUCAGAGAGGAAUUCUUGAAAAGUUUGAUGACAACGCUAUGCCGCUUCUUCAAAUUAGUGGUCUCGAUGUCCAAAUGGUUUACUUAGAUGAUGAUGAUGAGGUAAAGAAGCUUACUAACGUCCUGGAUCCCAAAAGCACUGAUGCAAUAAUCGUUGCGGGGGACGAUAAUCUUUUAGCCAAGGCAAUCACUGGUCUUCUACGAAGAGCUGAUUAUACAAAUACUAACUUGUGGGAGAUUCCUGUAUAUGCGCUUCCUCUCGGGAUAUUCAAUAACUUUUGCACGUCAGUUUUAAAAGAGAAUAAUAUUAUCAACUGGUGCUAUCGUAUGAUCGAACCAGGUCUUCAGCAAAAGUGCGAUCGACGGAAUGUCCUGAGCAUUCGUCCAGUAAUUCAAUGCAACGAAGAUGGUUUGUGCUUCCAAGCCGAUCAGAGAAAGCAGGAAACUUUUGCUAUGACAGGAAUUGAAUGGAGUUGCUGGCGAGAUGUGGAGUAUGGAGGUGGGGGAACAUCGCUAACUUCCGCUCGGCCUGCCAGUCACAAACCCCGUCUAGUUUCUCUGAUCGAUUCCCAGACUACUUCUGACUUGUCUGCUUUCAGCUACUACACUCCACGACAGUUGUUCAAGCGCCUUGGAGCGAGGAUUCGUCACGGCUGGAAUUAUAUACGAUCUCCGGAGUUUGAUCCCUCACCCGCUCCUGAACAUGUCAUAGAGGCUGCUAGGAAGAAAAAGAAGCCCAUUCGACGUGGAUGUGCCAAACAAGCAAACCUUUUUGUGAAACCUGUCUGCCCUGGUUGUAAAAAGUGCUGGGAAAAAAAGUGUAGGGUAAGUAUCGCAACAUUUUCGUGCCUUUUUUUGUAUAUGCAGCUCGCUGAGUACAAGCCUGCAAAACCUAGGCAGUCUUCAUGGCUGAGCUACUUCUUCGGAUUCGCAUAUUCCAAAAAUAAUGACAAGACUACUCCAAGAACUCAACCCCCUGAACACGAAAACCCCGAAUGCGGCGCCGAGAUUCAAUUAAGUGUUCCCCUCGCUUCCCGAAUCGUUUUGACUCUUUCUGGGGCGCUGCUGUGUUGGCUGGCAACUCGCUGGGCCGCUGUGUUGGCCGCUGUCAAUUUCCCUCCUGCACGUAUAGUUGUGGAGGGUGAAACGGAGAAAGUUGAUGCAAUUUCACAUCUGUUGGAUUAUAUUCAUGUGAAUGUAUCGCCCGCGGCGAAGGGUCUUGUGGAUUACAUUAAGCAGGCAAUGGUGCAUCUAACUUCUCCGGCCUAUCACUGUGACAACGACCUAACCCCCAUUCCCGACCCUGCGACUUUAAAUUCCAAUGAGAUGUCCUUCCUAUGCUCAUCCGUCAUCCUCUGCCCAUCCCGAACUGACGUGAGUUCCUUUUGA
Rodentolepis nana is the source of this 1605-nucleotide messenger RNA. The record is from the annotation of a GenBank genome assembly. NCBI's taxonomy places the organism in Eukaryota, Metazoa, Platyhelminthes, Cestoda, Cyclophyllidea, Hymenolepididae.